Messenger RNA from Suillus discolor, 630 nucleotides. RefSeq lists its product as uncharacterized. Lineage: Eukaryota; Fungi; Basidiomycota; Agaricomycetes; Boletales; Suillaceae. The transcript has 7 exons. The record is from RefSeq and is a predicted model, not a curated record. Bases 1 to 630 code for a protein of 209 amino acids.
AUGACUCGGAAGAAAAGCAACCCAUCGAUGAGAAAUUCUACUCAAGAAACCAAAACAUCCAGUCAAGCGACAGCUCCUGGAACUUCGCAUCGACCCCAUAACAAAAUUGGUUGGUUCCUGAAGAAACUCGAGGAGGAUGUGAAAAAGUUAACAGAUUCCUGCAGUCUUAGCCCUGCUCCCAGAAAUGUCCAUCAUGAUGAACAUGCUUCAUCGACCCCAGAUAUUGUGGUUCAGGCUACUUCGUCUAAUGUGGAGGCUGAUACCCAAUCCGCAGUUCAGGAUGCACAACAGAGUGCAAAUUGCAUGCAUCCACUUUUGGGACCUGCGAUAACUGCAGCAUCUGUUGUCAAAGGUGCACAAGAGGAUCUGGAUGAUGCUGACAGUCUCCAGGAGACAUAUCUCAAACCCCUCAGGAUAUUCGACGAUGUUAUUGGGAAGAUUGCAGAUCUACAUCCGUAUGCAAAGAUGGCACUGGGCAUGUUAUCUUGGACAGCCAAAGUUAUUCUAGCUCAAGCGGAUCGCGACGCAGCAGUACUCGAACUUCUCAAGAAGCUGUCUGAAGUUUAUGACUUCAUGACACAAGACAGGAAGCUUAACCAAAAAUUGUCUACAGACCAGCAACUUUUGUGA